Micropterus salmoides (largemouth bass) is the source of this 1710-nucleotide messenger RNA. It is a transcript of the gene maoa, whose product is annotated as monoamine oxidase. The transcript has 15 exons. The record is from RefSeq and is a predicted model, not a curated record. Bases 27 to 1673 code for a protein of 548 amino acids. Gene Ontology annotation, molecular function: oxidoreductase activity. NCBI's taxonomy places the organism in Eukaryota, Metazoa, Chordata, Actinopteri, Centrarchiformes, Centrarchidae.
GGGCCUGGCCGGCGCUUUUAAUACAGAUGCGCCCCUCGCCCUGCGUUCAGCGGCGAGCGGACAAGGCAGAGCCGGGCAGAGACAGACCAGCCAGCACCAUGACUACACCCAGCAACACCUACGAUGUUAUAGUGGUCGGCGGAGGAAUAUCAGGUUUGAGUGCAGCGAAGUUGUUGAAAGCCAAUGGACUGAACCCCGUUGUCCUGGAGGCCAGGGAUCGGGUCGGUGGUCGUACCUUCACUGUGCAGAAUAAGCAGACAAAGUGGGUUGAUCUGGGCGGGGCUUACAUCGGACCAACUCAGAACCGCAUCCUCCGAUUGGCCAAAGAGUACGGUGUAAAGACCUACAAAGUCAACGAGCAGGAGAACCUGGUGCAUUAUGUCAACGUAAGUUCUUACCCGUUCAAAGGCUCCUUCCCUCCCAUGUGGAACCCCAUCGUCUUGUUGGACUUCAACAACCUGUUUAGGACAAUGGACCAGAUGGGCAAGGAGAUUCCCAAAGAGGCUCCCUGGAGAGCUCCCCAUGCUGAGGAGUGGGACAAGAUGUCCAUGCUGGAGCUCUUUGAAAAAAUCUGCUGGACCAGCACUGUUCGUCGCUUCGCCACGCUCUUUGUCAACGUGAACGUGACCUCUGAACCCCAUGAGGUGUCGGCUUUGUGGUUCCUCUGGUAUGUGAAACAGUGCGGAGGAACCAUGAGGAUCUUCUCCACCACAAACGGAGGACAGGAAAGGAAGUUUGUAGGCGGCUCCAGUCAGAUCAGUGAGUGCAUGGCCAGGGAGCUGGGAGACCGAGUGAAGCUGCAGUCUGCAGUCUACAGGAUCGACCAGAGCGGAGACAUGGUGGUGGUGGAAACGGUGGACAAACAGACCUACACAGCCAAGUACGUGAUCGUGGCCACCCCUCCUGGUAUGAAUUUGAAAAUACACUUUAACCCCGAGUUGCCGCCACUGAGGAACCAGCUGAUCCACCGCGUCCCCAUGGGCUCAGUCAUCAAGUGCAUGGUGUACUACAAAGAGAACUUCUGGAGGAAAAAGGGAUACUGUGGCAGCAUGGUGAUUGAGGAGGAAGGCGCUCCCAUUGGCCUAACGCUGGAUGACACAAAGCCUGAUGGGAGUGUACCUUGCAUUAUGGGAUUCAUCCUUGCCCACAAGUGCAGGAAGCUAUCAGGGUUGACCAAAGAGGAGAGGUUGAAGAGGAUCUGUGAUAUCUACUCCAAAGUGCUGGGCUCAGAGGAGGCUCUGCAUCCGGUGCAUUAUGAGGAGAAGAACUGGUGUGAAGAGGAGUACUCAGGAGGCUGCUACACGGCCUAUUUCCCCCCAGGAAUCCUUACCCAGUUUGGCAAGGUGCUGAGGGAGCCGGUUGGCAGGUUGUACUUUGCAGGCACAGAGACGGCCACAGAGUGGAGUGGCUACAUGGAGGGGGCAGUGCAGGCUGGAGAGAGAGCAGCCAGAGAGAUCAUGUGCGCACUGGGUAAAAUCCACCAGAGUCAGAUCUGGCAGGAGGAGCCCAAGUGUACGGAAGUCCCAGCACUCCCCUUUGUCACCACCUUCUGGGAGAGGAAUUUGCCUUCAGUCGGUGGUCUCCUCAAGUUCAUGGGAUUCUCCACCUUCCUGUCUGUUGCCACUGCAGCCGGUCUGAUUGCCUACAAGAAGGGCCUCCUCCCCCGGAGUUAAACUGUCCACCCCGUCAUCUCACUCCUCUGCACCUCAA